Molecule: messenger RNA, 1497 nt
Organism: Lactuca sativa (garden lettuce)
Lineage: Eukaryota; Viridiplantae; Streptophyta; Magnoliopsida; Asterales; Asteraceae
Product: auxin-induced protein PCNT115
Cellular component (GO): cytoplasm
Source: RefSeq, a predicted model, not a curated record
GUUCUUUUCCUUUUCCUUUCUCAUUUCCACUUGCUCUUGCUUUCAAUAAUUCAAUUUGUGAAUGGUCCAAGCUUUUGUCACAUACCAAUCAGUCAACUCUGUGAAAUAUAAAAUUGGAUCUCUCGUACUGAGCAUCACGAUAGAUGCCUGAUCAGUUUCGCUCGACUUGACUUUGUUUCAAUUUCAUAAAAUUAUACAUCGAUUUAGGGUUUGAAUCAACCAAAAAGAAGGGAGAAAAUGUCAGGUGUCAGAAGAAUUAAGCUCGGAUCACAGGGGCUUGAGGUUUCAGCUAUCGGACUAGGAUGUAUGGGCAUGUCUCAUGGCUAUGGACCUGCCAAACCUGAAGAAGACAUGAUCAAAGUCAUCCAUCACGCCAUUAACUCCGGCGUGACUCACCUCGACACCUCCGACGUCUACGGACCUCACACUAACGAAAUCCUCGUCGGCAAGGCUUUGAAAGGAGUGAAGAGAGAGGAUGUUCAAUUAGCCACGAAAUUUGGGAUCAAAUUUGGGGAAACAAUCGGUCAAUCAGAAGUCCACGGGGAACCUGAGUACGUGAGGGCUUGUUGUGAAGCUAGCUUGAAGAGGCUUGAUGUUGAUUACAUUGAUCUUUACUAUGUUCAUCGCAUCGAUACAACUGUCCCUAUUGAAAUCACAAUGGGAGAACUAAAGAAACUGGUUGAAGAAGGAAAAAUAAAAUACAUUGGUCUAUCAGAAGCCGGACCUGCAACCAUCAGAAGAGCACACGCUGUUCAUCCAAUAACAGCUGUACAGCUGGAGUGGUCUUUGUGGACUAGAGAUGCAGAAGAAGAAGUCAUUCCUACCUGCAGAGAAUUGGGAAUUGGAAUUGUUCCUUUUGCUCCUUUGGGUUGUGGGUUCUUUGCAACAGGUCCAAAGUUAGUGGACAAUUUGGCAGAUAACGACUUUAGAAAGAUUUUACCAAGGAUCCAAGGAGAGAACUUUGACCACAAUAAGGUCCUAUUUGAGCGAAUUGGUGAAAUGGCACAAAGAAAGGGGUGCACCCUGUCACAGUUGGCACUAUCUUGGGUCCUGCACCAAGGUGAUGAUGUGGGUCCCAUCCCGGGUACAACCAAGAUUGAAAAUUUGAACCAAAACCUUGGAGCCCUUGCAGUUAAACUCACAGCUGAGGAUUUGGCUGAGCUUCAGUCUAUAUCAUUCAAGGGUGCUAGAAUGCCUGACUUUGUUUUGGUUCAUAGUUAUACAAACUCGGAUACUCCACCUUUGUCCUCAUGGAAAUCGGAAUAAGAGGAAGACAAAUAUGUGUCUAAUAAUGUUGUUUGGAGUGUUUUUUGUUGUGAUGGUAUUUUAUGAGUCUGUUUGUGUUUGUAAUCCAAUUGUACUUUGGUUCGAGUCUCAUUAUGUGAGAAUCUGUGAGGUUUUGGGUUCAAGUGUUUUAGUUCAUGACAUCACCUUUUUUUGCUUAGGUGACAUUGUGAACACUUGGUUUCGAGUUUAUUUGAGGAGAAGGUUUGCGUA